Messenger RNA from Meriones unguiculatus (Mongolian gerbil), 5219 nucleotides. Its product is annotated as histone demethylase UTY-like. Bases 380 to 4009 code for a protein of 1209 amino acids. Gene Ontology annotation, molecular function: RNA polymerase II cis-regulatory region sequence-specific DNA binding; histone H3K27me2/H3K27me3 demethylase activity; chromatin DNA binding. The record is from RefSeq and is a predicted model, not a curated record. The transcript has 25 exons. NCBI's taxonomy places the organism in Eukaryota, Metazoa, Chordata, Mammalia, Rodentia, Muridae. Gene Ontology annotation, biological process: heart development; regulation of gene expression. Gene Ontology annotation, cellular component: MLL3/4 complex.
UUUUGGGAGAGGUUCAGCGGCUACGUGAGUUUCACACUGACACUAUUACAACAACUUUAUUCGCUAAGUUUGAGGUUCUAAGAAUCUCGCGUAGGUUCUACAACAAUGCCUGCUUCCGGCUUCUUGCAGUCACCAUCCGCGUCUUGAUGUGACGUGAUAGUAUCUAACGCUUUCUCUGCCUUGAAAUUUAUCGAGGCCACAGCUGCGUCCGUAAAGUUGACGUGGUAGUUUCAAGUAAAGAUUGAGGCCAUCAUUUCAAGACCAGAGCUAGACUGUGGUGGGUGACCAUAAUCUUAGAACUUGGACACUUUUUUCCGUUUCUAUGAAAUGAAACUGAUUGUCCCUCGCUACUGCUUUCUUUGGUGAUGAGGAAAAGAAAAUGGCGGCGGAAAAGUCUACUGGCGAGAGCGAAGUGGGACCCUUCAGUCUCACAGUUGAAGAGAAGAAGACACUCUGUGGAUUGGAUAGCAGCUUCUUCGGGUUCUUAAACCGACGCGAAGAUGGCGCCAGAACGAAGACGCUAUUGAACAAGGCUAUUCACUGCUAUGAAUCUUUAAUAGUAAAAGCUGAAGGAAAAGUGGAAUCUGAUUUCUUUUGUCAGUUAGGUCACUUCAAUCUCUUACUGGAAGAUUAUUCAAAAGCGUUGUCUUCCUACCAGAAAUAUUACAGUUUACAGACUGACUACUGGAAGAAUGCUGCUUUUUUAUAUGGUCUUGGUUUGGUCUACUUCUAUUACAAUGCAUUUCAGUGGGCAAUUCGAGCAUUUCAAGAUGUUCUUUAUGUUGACCCUAGUUUUUGCAGAGCCAAGGAAAUUCAUUUACGACUUGGUUUCAUGUUCAAAGUGAAUACAGACUAUGAAUCUAGUUUAAAGCAUUUUCAGCUAGCUCUGAUUGACUGUAAUAUCUGUACUUUAUCCAGUGUUGAAAUUCAGUUUCACAUUGCUCACUUAUAUGAAACCCAGAAGAAAUACCAUUCUGCAAAAGAAGCCUAUGGACAGCUUUUACAAAUUGAAAGCCUUCCAUCACAAUUAAAAGCAACUAUAUUGCAACAGUUAGGUUGGAUGCACCAUAAUAUGAAUCUAAUAGGAGACAAGGCCACGGAAGAAAGAUAUGCUAUUCAGUAUCUUCAAAAGUCAUUGGAGGAAGAUCCUAAUUCUGGCCAAUCUUGGUAUUUCCUUGGAAGGUGUUACUCAAGUAUUGGAAAAGUUCAGGAUGCCUUUGUAUCUUAUAGGCAUUCCAUUGAUAAAUCAGAAGCAAGUGCAGACACAUGGUGUUCAAUAGGUGUUCUCUAUCAACAGCAAAAUCAGCCUAUGGAUGCCUUGCAGGCCUAUAUAUGUGCUGUACAGUUGGAUCAUGGACAUGCAGCAGCCUGGGUGGACUUAGGUAUUCUUUAUGAAUCCUGCAACCAGCCUCAGGAUGCCAUUAAAUGCUACUUAAAUGCAACUAGAAGCAAAAGCUGUAAUAAUAUCUCUGCACUUACAUCAAGAAUUAAGUUUUUACAGGCUCAGUUGUGUAACCUUCCACAAAGUAGUCCUCAGAAUAAAACUAAAUUACUUCCUAGUAUUGAGGAGGCAUGGAGCCUACCAAUCCCCGCAGAGCUUACCUCCAGGCAGGGUGCCAUGAACACAGCACAGCAGAAUGUUUCUCAUAGCUGGAAUAGUGACCAGACUGCUUCACAUCAUCCAGUACAGCAGCAAGCUUAUACACAGUGCUUCACAGCACAGAAAUUACAGGGUCUUAAUAAAGAUCAGAGUUUACAUUUGGGAGCACUGAAUGAUGAACAACCUCCAUUUCCUACUGGGUCUACACAGUAUCUCCAAGAAGCUAGCACUGAUACUCAGAAUCAAAAUGGAAAGCAUAUUCUGCUUCAAAAUUCAAAGGGAGAUACUCAAAACCACUUCUCCUUCCAUAUUCCUACCUCAGAAGAACAAAAGGAUACCAAAGAAAACAAAGAUUCAAGAAAUACAUCCUUGAGUUCUAAAACAAGUAGGCAAGAUAGAGGCACAUCUAAUAUCUGUGUUAAUUUAAAGGGACAUUCUAAUAAUAUUCAUCAGAUCACAUCAGUUGCUCUUUCCUGUCCUAAUAAUAAAGAUUCUCUGUCACCAAAUUUAAUAAUUGUAGACGAUCCACAGCCUUCUGACUUGGUUGGAGAAACUGUUAGCAAUUUGGAUACUAGAAAUUGUGACAGAAUUAAUAAUGCUCAUCCAGCUGUUCACAAAAAGCCUGAUAAUCUUAUUGUUUCUUCACUCUCUUCAGCUAGUUCCACAGAAACGAUUUCUCUAAAGCUUGCUGAACAGAUGCACACACACAUUGUUACCAGCUCUAUCAGUCCUCACAGUGGAUUAUAUACAAUUAGUGGAGAAGGGCAAGAGAACUCAGAGAGUUCUAUUAAUGCUAAUUUUGGCAUCAGACCUAGACCUUCAGUGUCUGUAUCCAUAUACUCCAGCUCAGCCGAAGUUCUGAAAGCAUGCAGGAAUCUAGGUAAAAAUGGUUUGUCUAAUAGUCAUAUUUUGUUGGAUAUAUGCCCACCUCCAAGACCACCAACUUCACCAUACCCUCCCUUACCAAAGGAGAAGUUGAAUCCACCUACUCCUAGCAUUUAUUUGGAAAAUAAGCGUGAAGCCUUUUUACCUCCAUUACAUCAAUUUUGCAUCAAUCCAAAAAACCCUGUUACAGUAAUCCGUGGCCUUGCUGGGGCUCUUAAGUUAGAUCUUGGACUUUUCUCUACCAAAACUUUGGUAGAAACUAACAAUGAGCAUAUGGUAGAAGUGAGGACACAAUUGUUGCAGCCCGCAGAUGAAAACUGGGAUCCCUCUGGAACAAAGAAAAUCUGGCGGUAUGAAAAUAAAAGCUCUCAUACUACAAUUGCUAAAUAUGCACAGUACCAGGCUUCCUCCUUCCAGGAAUCAUUAAAAGAAGAAAAUGAGAGAAGAACACAAGUUAAAGACUAUUCAGAUGGUGCUUCAACAUCUUCAGAUAACUCUGGAAGGAGACAGAAAGGACCCUUUAAAACCAUAAAAUGUGGGAUCAACAUUGAUCUGUCUGAUAGCAAAAAGUGGAAGUUGCAGUUACAUGAGCUGACUAAGCUUCCUGCUUUUGUACGUGUUGUAUCAGCAGGAAAUAUUCUCAGUCAUGUUGGCUAUAAGAUCCUGGGGGUGAAUACAGUUCAACUGUGUAUGAAAGUUCCAGGGAGUAGAAUACCAGGUCACCAAGAAAAUAACAACUUCUGUUCUGUUAACAUAAAUAUUGGUCCAGGUGAUUGUGAAUGGUUUGUUGUGCCUGAAGAUUAUUGGGGUGUUCUGAAUGACUUCUGUGAAAAACAUAAUUUGAAUUUCCUGAUGAGUUCUUGGUGGCCAAAUCUUGAAGAUCUUUAUGAAGCAAAUGUUCCUGUUUAUAGGUUUAUUCAACGACCUGGAGAUUUAGUCUGGAUAAAUGCAGGCACUGUUCAUUGGGUUCAGGCUAUUGGGUGGUGUAACAACAUUGCCUGGAAUGUUGGUCCACUCACAGCCUUCCAGUAUAAAUUGGCAGUUGAACGUUAUGAAUGGAACAAAUUGCAAAGUGUCAAGUCAGUAGUACCCAUGAUUCACCUUUCAUGGAAUAUGGCACGGAAUAUCAAAGUUUCAGAUCCGAAGCUCUUUGAAAGGAUUAAGCAAAGAGGAUGGAUAUUAGAAGAACAAGAAAACAAGAAACAACCUAGGAACCUGCUACAGAGGGACUCUGAAAGCCAGAAGAAGAAAACAGGAAACAAACUAAGAACCUACCACAGAGGGCCUCUGAAAGCCUCUGCCCUGCAGACUAUCAAAGCAGAUGCUGAGCCUGAUGGCCAACUGUCGGGUAGAGUGAAUAGAAUUUUAUGUAAGAAGUGGGAAAUAGUAAGAGCUGGAGAGGACAGCGUCUCCACAAGGAGAGCAACAGAACAAGAAAAUUUGAACACACGUAACUUCCCAGAGACUCAUACUACAACCAAGGACUAUUCAAGAAGAUAUCCUAGAACCCCUGCACAGAUAUAGCACAUGGCAGUUGAGUGUCUAAGUGGGUUACCUAGUAAUGGGAAGAGGGACUGCCUCUGACAUAAUCUGAUUGGUCUGCUCUUUGAUCACCUCCCCUUGAGGGGCGAGCAGCCUUACCAGGCCACAGUAGAGGACAAUGCAGCCAUUGUCCUCUCUUUUGAUGAGAACUGAUAGACUAAGAUCAGAAAGGAGAGGAGAAUCUCCCCUAUCAGUGGACUUGGGGAGGGGCAUGCAUGCAGAAAGGGGAGGAAUGGUGGGUUCGGGAGGGAAGCGUGAGGGGCUUAUGGGGGAUACAAAGUGAAUAACGUGUGAUUAACAAAAUAAAAAAAAUUUAAAAAAAAGCAGAGAACAGAACAUCACUGAAUCCUUCUAGGCCUAAAAAAAAAAAAUGCCUUUUUAGUCCUUUUUGUAUUGCUUUCUCGCCUUGUUGCUCUUCAUAAAUACAGUUGUCCUUUCUCCAUGUCUCAAAAAGAAAAGCUAAGCAAAGAAAAAAAAAAAACAACAACAGGCUAAUAACAAAACAAAAAUCAAGUUCAAUGAAGACAAAGGAAAACAACACAACAAAAACUGUACUAAAAGGAAAAUGCAAAACAUAGCCCAGUGGAGUUUGUCUUGUGUUGUCCAACUUCUGAGCAGGGAGUGCCAGGCCCCUAUCCUAUAUUGUAGUUGAUAUACGCAGUGAUGUUCCAUUGGUAAAAAUUCUAGUUUUACCAUUCUUGGUAGAUAUCAGUAGGAAAUAUCUUCUUGAUUACAGUGUGUACAUUAUAGCCACUUCUCAUUCUCUUCUGGAAAUUUGUCUUGUUUGAACAUGUGCAACUCUUGUUUGUACUGUUGCAGUUCGCUGAAUUAAUGUGUGCAUAAAGGCCUGUUAUGUCUGUAGGGCACUAUUUUCUCGGUAUUGUGUACUAUGUGUUUUUUACAUUCUGUUUGCCUCAUGUAUUGCAAAAUCCUUGAUUCUUGAUGGUUUGAUAAAGCUACCUCACCUUAGAACAGUCCUGCGUAGUCUCACUGAGUGCUAAUCAUGAGUACUUUGGUUGAAACUUAAAAUUUUGUGCUUACUAGACAUUUGUUUGCUGUUGAUUUUAAGAUUAUAAUGCAUAAUAUUUAGAUAAGGUAGGAUAUACAGAUUAUUUUGCUCUUUCUGAAUUUGCUUUCUUUUGUGUCCCAAGAUAUGUUCUGUUUUAGAGUAACUUCAGUGGGCUAUUGAGUA